Peronospora matthiolae is the source of this 489-nucleotide messenger RNA. Lineage: Eukaryota; Oomycota; Peronosporomycetes; Peronosporales; Peronosporaceae. The record is from the annotation of a GenBank genome assembly.
AUGAAGAACGCCCUUGCGCUCAAGUAUCUCGCAGAGAGCCUUGUGCUCCCGAUGGUGGGCAUCAACAAGGGUCUGAAGAGCAGCUAUCUCAUCCCGAGACCGAUCAAUAUCCCCAACGAGCUACCCUUAGCUCGUCACGAAGAGAUGUCAGAGCUCUCUCGUUCUCAAGCUGAGCAAAGGCAAACUCAGCUCGAUGCUUCAAGGCAGUGUCCGCCAUUUGGAGAAGCCUAUUCCGCUCAUGUUCGAGAUCGUCGCGUAGCCCUUGCGUUACGCGAUCAAAGAAGCUCUCGGGAACACACGGAUCCCCAUGAUCGUGUGGAGAGCGUCUUUCCUCCUCCUCCACCUCCAUUAGAGGACUCUCGCGGUGGCCAGCGCUAUCUAGUUGAGCAGCUGUUGAACCACCGCGACGUGAACGGACGUCGGACGAGUUAUCUCGUCCGGUGGCGCGGCUAUCCCCCGUCCUGGGAUACUUGGGAGCCCCACUUUUAA